AUGCUGGAAACGGAAGCAGAAGGUGAAAAUUGUGACAGGUUGCUGCCGGGGUGCACAGCCUGCAUUGAAGCAAAAGCCAAGUGUUGUCCACGAAGCGUCCAGUUGGGGGGCACCACAGAGGAUGCAAGCGGACUUUCCAAUGCUGCGCUUCCAGACUACAUUGAGACGCUUAAAAGAAAGGCGGAAGAUCUGGACGAUCAGUCUCGGCGUCGACGACCUCAGGCUGCACAUGAUAGCCCACAAGCCUCUCACGACACUCCUUUGACGGAGCAAACCAGUCUCACUGAAAGAUCGGUGCAGGCAGCUAUGGGAGAGAUUGAAUUUUUGUCCCGCAAUGCUAUGGCAGAGCCCCGUGGUGAGGCAAGUGGAUUUCCCCAGGAACUAGCAAUAGGAAACAUGAUAAAAGCCUCCCUUGCUAUUUCAGGGAAGGACCCAACACAGGCUUCAUGCCCUUUGUCUCAAAAGUCGAAGUACAGCAACAUGUUGGGACAGACCCCUACACUUACCAGAGAAGUUGUGGCUGAUUGUACGGGCCGUUUCUUUGGGCAUACCAAAGCCCUCUGCCCCUACAUUGACGAGGGUGAGAUGCUGGAAUAUCGUGACGGGUUCUUCGAUAGUAGCCAUGUGUCUCAUACAACUUCGUAUACCGCCUUCAGGGAUUUCAACGUGUAUAUGGCAACAGCUAUUGGGAUGCUGCUGUCUCCCGAAUCUGGCAUCGAACUGUUCGCCAGCAGUUUGCACAGCGCGGCCAUGCAGAGCUUCCCUACUAUCCUAGGCAGUAACGAUGACUUGAACAUGUUGCAUUCUAUGCAAUUGAUGAUCAUUUACUCAAUGUUCUCCUCGAUGGGGGGAUCCACAUGGCAUCUUGUUGGCCUCGCCAUGAAGAAGGCCAUAUCGUAUAGGUUCCAUAAAGAGCCGCUUUCCGACAUCGGAAUACCGGAGCAAAAGCUCAAUCGGAGAAGAAACAUAUUUUGGAACUUGUACAUACUUGAUAGUCCACCAGACGCGCUCGACUUUCCGGCGUACGUUGUCAUGUACGCUCGAUUAAUAUCUAAGAUGCGAGGCUCUUCACAUCAGCAAUCAAUUUUCCACUACGGAAGUUUCUCCUACUGGAGAGAUAUACCUAGGGGGGCGAUGGGUUCUAAUAUACCACCGACUUCCUCCAGAACAAUACGGCAGCUCACCUGUAGGUCCAUGGUCUGCCUGGCGCAAAUCAGUGGAUUUGAGCGAAACGCAACCAGGGUUUUUGGGACCACACAUACUAUUCGGCAGGAUAUAAUAAACACAUGUAGUGAAUAUAUCAGUAAUGAGUAUUUGGCGGUGGAGGAUGGCUGCUUCAAGGGAUCAUUCGUUGAUGCCUUCGAUAUCUUUUCUGCAGGCGUGGUUCUUAUCUGCCUGGGGAAUAUGUCGCCAGCUUCCGAUGUCCCGAAUGCAGCCAGUGUUCUCAACAAAUGUACUUCUCUCUUGACCCUUCUCGGAGAGAGAUUUUCGGCACUUAAAGCACUUUGCAGAGUGCUCUGGUGCUUGCAGGAGUCAGCAGACAUGAUGGCACCCAGCAGAGACGACGAUUUGUUAUCUUCCCGCCAAACGGUUGCGGAUAAGCCAACGGUGUACCUUCUUGACACGUUCCCUCCCAAGGCAAUCGAACAUGCCAAAACACUAUUCAAUAUUAUCCAGCCUCAAGAUGAAGAGUUCCAAAAUUGGAGAGAGAAUGCGCGCGCUUUGUUGAUCCGAAGUUCCUAUCUUACUGCCGAGGAUGUCGCCAGUUGCCCGAAUCUGAUUGCGAUUGGCAAGCACGGAGUAGGAAUUGACAAGAUCGACCAAAAUGCCUGCGCAGAAAGAGGCAUCAAGAUCCUCAACACGCCUGGGGCGAACGCACGCGAUGUGGCCGAACUGGUCGUUGCCCUUUCUCUGUCGGUUGCUCGUGGUAUCCGGUCCAUUACAACUCGCCAAAUGUCAAAGCCAGUCCCCAAGGAGACAUGUAACGGGCUGACGUUGUACCAAAAGACUGUCGGGAUUAUCGGCAUGGGAAAUAUCGGACGGACUGUUGCCGAGAUAUUUCGGGGUGGCUUUCAGACCGACAUCAUCGCAUACGAUGCUUAUAUGCCGGAGGAUAUAUGGACGCAUAUCCCGCACACCAGAGCCAGCAGCAUCGAUGAAGUCAUUACUCGGGCAGAUAUCCUCUCGGUCCAUGUCCCCCUGACCAAGGAGACACGAGACAUGAUUUCCUACGACAAGAUCUGCAUGAUGAAGCCGGAUGCCAUCCUUAUCAAUGCGGCUCGGGGAGGGAUUGUCAAUGAACAGGACCUCACAAGGGCAUUAUCCGAAGGCCGUCUCUGGGGUGCUGGGCUAGACUGCCACGAACAGGAACCUCCCAGUCAUGAGAGAUAUGGCCAACUCUGGGAGAACCUGAAUUCUGUGAUAUUUCAAUCUAAUAGAUACAUUCUUACAUUUCUGUCUAUGACCACUACUAUACAUAAAUCAUAUCUUAGCCUUCAAAACCCUCCACCCAACCACCCCCCUACAAUGCCACCUCACGACCUGCACAUUCCCCUCCAAGCUAUCCGUAAUAAACAACGUCCUCCCAUCCUCACCCCCAAACGUACAAUUCGUCAAAUUCUUCCCUCCAUCCUUCGCAGUAACAAUCCUCGCCUUCGGCACCCCCUCCUUAUCCACCACAAACACACACCCAAGACUCGGAUGACAUACAAACAAAUUCCCCUCCUCAUCCACAGCCAACCCAUCAGGCCCCGCACACCCAAACGACUGGAAAAACAGCCCUACCUUCGACAAUUCUGCCUCGUCAUAGCAACAUACAAGAACCGCUCAUCGGGAGACAAUACCAACCCAUUCGGAGAAAUCCCGUUCGACACAAGACAAUCUAGCUUCCCAUUGGGGGAAAGCCGGUACACGCACCCGGACGGAUCCGUCAUCCCCGUUUGGCCCUGGUCCGUGAAAUCGCCGUUGGCGGUAUACACUGGCCCCUCGAGAAAGAUAUCUGAUGCUGGGCGUGCCGAGCCGCUGCGCCACUCUGUUGGUUGGCCUGUGCAGCGGAGGUUGGGGGGGAUGCGGGUUCAAGUCAAGAUGGGUCUUAUUACUGAGACGAGAAAGGCUAUUCAGGAUGCUCCGAAGGGCAUGUUCAAUGCUUAUGUGUUGAUGUGUACGUGUGUGUUUGCGUUUGCUGGUGUGGCUAAGGGGUUUGAUGAAGACGAGUAUGCGAAUACGAAAGGAUGGAUUGUCUCUAUUACUACCGCUGGUGCGGUUUUUGGAUGUCUUGGUUGCCCUCGAAUCAACGAUCGAUUCGGACGACGAUGGACUUUUCGUCUUUCGACGCUCAUAUAUAUCGCAGGAAUUCUCGGGCAAGGUCUAUGCAACGGGAACCUGUCAGGGCUUUAUGCUUCGAGGUUUAUCGCGGGCUUGGGAUUGGGCGUGCUUACGAUUGUGCCGCCUAUAUAUAUUUCAGAGAUCGCACCGAAAACGAUUAGAGGUCUUCUUACACUGCAGCACGCUGCUUGUCAACAGCUAGGCGUUGUAUUCGGCUUCUUCAUCAACUACGGCGUGACAAAAAGCUACCCUGGCGGUGAUAAGCAGUGGAUGCUCCCUACACUGUUGCAACUCCUCCCGGCCACAAUAUGGCUUGUCGGGUCCUUCCUCUGCUGCGAAUCUCCCCGAUGGCUACUCUAUAAAGGCAAAAGGCACGAAGCUGCCACGAACCUCGUCAAACUCCGCCACCUACCCCUCGACCACCCUAUAAUAGUAGCCGAGCUAGCAGGCAUGGACGCCCAACUCCUCCUGGAAACCGAAUCAGUCGGCGAAGCCAGCAUAUGGGAGCUCCUAAAAGAGACACUCAUCCCAAUCGAAAACCGACGUCGCUUCUUCCUCAUCUUCAUGGCAAACCUCCUGUCCCAGUGGUCCGGAGCCAACGCCAUCACGCAAUACUCGCCCACGAUCUUCGGCUACCUGGGCAUAUCCGGCGACGAGUCGACCUUCCUGGCGACAGGAAUCUACGGCGUGGUAAAAUUCGCCAGUACCCUCGCGUUUGCCCUGUUCAUCGUUGACUUCAUCGGCCGUCGUCGAUCACUGAUUACAGGCAUCUCCCUACAAAUAGUCACACUAGUGUACGUGGGAGCCUACCUCGGCGCCACGAAGGACAUGACUGCAACCCAAAUCAGCAAUACCCCCAGUGCCUCGCGCGCAUCGACUGCAGCGAUAGUGGCUAUUUACAUCCACGCCGUGGCAUGGAGUAUUGGGUGGUUCGGGAUUCCGUAUCUUAUCGGGUCGGAGGUUUUCCCGAUUAGAAUCCGGUCAUUGAAUGUGUCCAUUUCGAUGGCUUUCCACUGGGCGUUUUAUUUUGGGUGUUCGAGGGCUAUGCCGAGUUUGCUGGCUGCUACGCAUCGCUGGGGCGCGUUUCUGUUCUUUGGUUGUAUUUGUGUGAUUGGGCUGGUGUAUGUGUUUUUUGCUAUGCCGGACACGACUGGGCGGUCGCUGGAGGCGCUGGAUAGUCUGUUUCAGCGGCCUUGGUAUACGGUGUAUCGGGUGGCUUAUCCGUCGAGUGAGGCCGUUCGGGUGGAGAGAGAGGAUGCAAAGUUGGGGGUGGAGCAUGUUGAGAGGGCAUGA
Messenger RNA from Aspergillus piperis CBS 112811, 4617 nucleotides. RefSeq lists its product as uncharacterized. Gene Ontology annotation, cellular component: membrane. The coding region runs from base 1 to 4617 and encodes 1538 amino acids. Gene Ontology annotation, molecular function: zinc ion binding; NAD binding; oxidoreductase activity, acting on the CH-OH group of donors, NAD or NADP as acceptor. Gene Ontology annotation, biological process: DNA-templated transcription; transmembrane transport; carbohydrate transport. The transcript is spliced from 14 exons. NCBI's taxonomy places the organism in Eukaryota, Fungi, Ascomycota, Eurotiomycetes, Eurotiales, Aspergillaceae. The record is from RefSeq and is a predicted model, not a curated record.